This is a messenger RNA of Apis dorsata (giant honeybee), 2501 nucleotides long. RefSeq names its product vesicular inhibitory amino acid transporter (gene VGAT). Gene Ontology annotation, molecular function: amino acid transmembrane transporter activity. Lineage: Eukaryota; Metazoa; Arthropoda; Insecta; Hymenoptera; Apidae. Bases 518 to 2119 code for a protein of 533 amino acids. The record is from RefSeq and is a predicted model, not a curated record. The transcript is spliced from 5 exons. Gene Ontology annotation, biological process: amino acid transmembrane transport. Gene Ontology annotation, cellular component: vacuolar membrane.
CUAUCGGAAAUCUCCAAUUAAUGGACCACUGACAAUUACCGCUUUCUGGAAUUUCGGUUUUUCUUUUCAUUUCACGUGGGGAGAUCUAACUUUAAACUACAGUACUGAUAUGUCGAGAGAUGCCUCAUGGACCACAUCGAUCGAGACUUGCGCGUUCGAGGGAUGCUGGCCAUAUUCUUCUGAUGUUCCAACCCCUGACACGCCAAUCCCGUAGUCUAUGUCGCGAUUAAGGGCUCGCGAUUAGGGACUCGAGGAUCGCGGUAGACCGUAGACGACCAUGCGGUGUCGUAGCCCACGUAGUUAGACGGUUUCGUACCCUUUAUUUUUCAACUAUUUCCGUUCUUCGGAUCGCCACCGCUGCUGAAUCCUUUCUUUUAGUUUAAGCCUUUCGCUCCACCUGGCAAAAAAAUCGGGGAGAUAAAAAUUAAAGGAAACUCGAGGUGAAGGAAAUUACAUCUGCCUAAGAUUUCUUAAAAAUUGUAAAAUUAAUUUUCUUUCAGAAGUAACGAGUUAAACAAUGGCUCAUUUUCGUGGAUUCUACAUACCAACUUUGGGAGCAACAUUUAACGUUGCCUGGGAAACAUUGAAAGCUAAAUGGCCAGAAAAUAGCCCCUGUAUGGAGCUUAUCCGUGGCAGUGGUCCAGAUCAAAAACAAGCACCGGGACAAAGUGGACAUGCACAAUUCAAAUCGUUCGACGAAGGCCAUGAUAAUACGGAAAUGAUGACUAUGAAUGGAGAUCAAGCGUAUCGGGACCAGAAUAACGUAGCCAUCGCUGAGGAUUCCUUCAGCUAUCAAAGAAACGGGGACAAAGUUAGAACAGGAAGUGUAAGUAGCGGUGAAUUUAGCGAAUAUGACGAAGGUGGCGGCGAAUUUGGUUCAGGAGUAAAAAUCAAUGAAUGGCAGGCUGCGUGGAAUGUUACAAAUGCUAUACAGGGUAUGUUUAUCGUGUCAUUGCCAUUCGCUGUAUUACGAGGCGGUUAUUGGGCUAUCGCCGCAAUGAUCGGUAUUGCGCAUAUCUGUUGUUACACUGGCAAAAUACUCGUCGAAUGUUUGUACGAACUUGACACGACAACUGGACAACGCGUACGCGUACGAGACUCGUAUGUGGCAAUCGCCAAAGAAUGUUUCGGACCUACUUGGGGUGCCAGAGCGGUGAAUAUCGCGCAGAUCAUCGAACUGCUAAUGACUUGCAUCCUAUACGUGGUCGUCUGCGGUGAUCUCAUGAUAGGAACUUUCCCGGAAGGCGCAAUCGAUACUAGAAGUUGGAUGAUGCUAACUGGAAUAUUUUUACUGCCCCUCGGUUUCCUCAAGUCUCUGCAACACGUCUCGGUGCUCAGCUUUUGGUGCACGAUGUCUCAUUUGUUCAUAAACGCCAUCAUCGUCGGUUAUUGCCUCUUAGAGAUCGGUGAUUGGGGUUGGUCCAAAGUGAAAUGGACGAUCGAUCUGGAGAAUUUCCCGAUCUCUCUUGGCGUGAUCGUGUUCAGUUAUACUUCGCAAAUAUUUCUACCCACGCUGGAGGGCAAUCUGAUCGAUCGUUCGAAGUUCGAUUGGAUGUUGAAUUGGAGUCACAUCGCGGCCGCCGCGUUUAAAUCGCUCUUCGGUUGGAUCUGUUUUCUAACUUUCCAAAACGAUACGCAGCAAGUGAUCACGAAUAAUUUACACUCGGCCGGUUUCAAAGGUCUGGUGAAUUUCUGCUUGGUCGUCAAGGCCAUGCUAUCGUAUCCAUUACCUUAUUACGCGGCCUGCGAGCUCCUCGAGCGGGCAUUCUUCAGAGGUAAACCGAAAACCUAUUUUCCAACGAUAUGGACCGUGGACCGUGAAUUGAAAGUUUGGGGUCUGGCGUGGAGAAUUGGCGUGAUCGUUUUCACCAUUCUUAUGGCAAUAUUUAUACCGCAUUUCAGUAUCCUUAUGGGUUUCAUAGGCUCUUUCACCGGUACCAUGUUGUCGUUUAUAUGGCCCUGUUACUUUCAUUUGAAACUGAAGAGAAAUUCCAUGGAAUGGAGCGCGGUCGCCUAUGAUUGCUUCGUGAUUUUUCUCGGAGUUCUUUUCGGCGUGAUCGGUGUAUACGAUUCAGGCUCCGCCUUGAUCAAUGCCUUUGAAAUAGGUUUACCGUUUUGAACGAGCGCUCGUGAACGUUAUUCAUCAUUAUUCCAUCUUCACUCGCCUCUUUUACGGAAACAGAAGAAUGAUAUUACGCGUGUAGAUACAUUAAUGCUUAAGGGAACCAUCGAAUUAUAGCUUGCGUCAAUUGAUUCUUAGCGUUACGUUGAAACGGUGAUUUCAUUAAUAUUCAAUCAUUAUCUUAUUACAUGUGUCACGCAUGUAAUUGAAUAAUACACACACGUACGAAAUCUUCGUACGUAUCAUUUAUAGGGGUUGCAGUGUACAAUCCGCUAAUAAAAAUUCCCUUGAAAAUAUGAAAUAUAAUUCAAUCAACGCGACGACGUCUAUAUUUUUGCUGGUUUCGAAUGUUUUUAACGUUAAUCGUAUAUAAGGAAGA